UGAAAAUUAGCGUUAAACAAAGAGUGUAUUUUGAAGAUUGGUAAUCUUUCAACAAAUAAUUUGGAUUUUGUAAUUUAAGAGCAAAUAAAGUGUGAGUAAACUAAGUACUGUGGAUUUGUAGACUUUAAUAAAAGAGGUUAAGCAAAAUCAUCAUUAAACCAACAGUACAGUGAGAACGGUUAGUCAGAUCGGAAGUUCUUUGCAGAUCCAGUUAAGACGGAAUGACUCAACAGUGAAUGAAGAUGACCACAAAAGAAGAAACAAUUUUAAGUACGAGCCCCGCGAAGUGUUGUCAAAGUGCAUCCUCGCUGAAAUUCGCAUCUGCUAAUAAUAACGACGCCGCGACUCGCGACGCCGACACCAAAUUCCUCUGGGACAACAAGGACUGCGUCAAAAGACACCGGUUUCCGAAAAAACAAGCCGUACAUGUGGAAUUUGAAAACAUCACAUAUACCACAUGGAGUUGGUCCAUGACCCGCUUUCAAAAAGAAAACAAGCAAAUUCUGCAUGGAGUUUCUGGGCAGUUCAAAGCUGGAGAAAUUUCGGUAAUAAUGGGACCAUCCGGAGCUGGCAAGACAACCUUACUCAACAUUUUAGCCGGCUUCACAACCCGCGGCAGCAGCGGUGCUGUCAAACUCAACGAUGUCGUGCGAGAUCAGAGUCCACGAUUCCGGAAACUAUCAGCUUACAUACCUCAGGAUGAAGAACUCCGGAUGGGUUUGACCGUACAGGAAGCCAUGACCUUCGCUGCCCAUCUGAAACUAGGAUAUACAGUUUCCACAGAGUAUAAAAAACAACAGGUAAUAGAACUUUUGGAAAUACUGGGUUUAGAAAGCAGCCAGCAUACCUUAACGGCACGUCUGUCAGGAGGUCAAAGGAAACGGUUAGCGGUAGCUCUAGAAUUACUCAGUAAUCCUCCGAUUUUAUACUUGGAUGAACCUACCACGGGAUUGGAUAGCUUGUCGUGUACUCAAUGCAUCUACUUGUUGAAACGUUUGGCCCAGGAAGGUAGAACCAUUAUUUGCACAAUUCAUCAACCUUCGGCUUUAAUUUUUGAAAUGUUCGACAAACUGUAUGCUCUCUCUGAUGGUCGAUGUAUUUACGACGGAACUAUAAAGGACCUGGUACCACACCUUUCUAAUAUUGGUUUGACCUGCCCGCCUUAUCACAAUCCUGCCGAUUUCCUGAUGGAAGUAGCCAUUGGUGAAUAUGGUACAGACAUAAACAUGCUUGCAGAAGCAGCGAAAGUUAAACGUUUGGACUCGAUCGGCGAAAGUCCCAAAGAGAAAGAGUCAAUGUCUCGUAGUGUAAUUGAACAAGAUGAGGCGGAAGAGAAACCUAUUUAUGAGAAGUCGCCGCUACCCGCAGCGGUCGUGAUGCAGUUUUUAUUAUUAUACAAACGAAAUUUGUUGACGACAAAAAGGGGUUACUUAUAUUUUAUCAAUCGACUUUUGGCACACGUGGCUAUAGGAAUCAUUUUUGGAUAUCUUUACAAGGGCGUUGGAAUGGGAGCAAACACGAUUUUGGCAAACUAUGUUUACCUUUAUGGUUCACUGCUACUAAAUGUUUACACUGGAAAAAUGUCUGUUACCAUAUCCUUUCCCUUAGAAAUGAAAAUACUGACCAGAGAACACUUUAAUAGAUGGUAUAAGUUAACUCCUUAUUUACUCUCUGUGAUAUUAAUUGAGAUUCCAUUUCAAGUAAUUUGUACCUUAACAUAUAUUGCGAUUAGUUAUUGGCUGACGGCUCAGCCAGUUAAUUUUCGCCUGUACCUCUUCGUACUCUUCUGUAUAUUAUCGACUUUAUGUGCACAGUCGUGGGGUUACUUCAUUGGAGCUACAACCCCAAUCAAAGUAGCAGUAUUUUUGGGUCCCGUAAUCGCUUGUUUGUUUUCCGUUUUUGGAUUCUGUAUACGAUAUUUCGAUACUCCUAUUUUCUUCCGGUGGAUGUUUCAUGUCAGUUAUUACAGAGCAGGAUUUCAGGGAAUUGUUUAUUCCAUCUAUGGUCUCAAUCGACAGAAGCUCGACUGUCCUGAAGAGGCCCUUUAUUGUCACUAUUCCGACCCAACAAAUUUCUUGAAAGAAAUGGAUAUUAUGGACGUAGAUUUGGUCUCAAACAUUUCUGUGAUAGUGGUGAUAUGGUGCUUAAUGCAUGCCGCUACUUAUCUAACUCUAUGGAUUAAAUUAAACAAACGCUGAACAUUAGUUAAUUUUAAUGAAUUGUAUCACGCAUUCAUUAAUUUAUUUUAGAACCAAAGACUACCUUCCUAAUGAGGUUUUAAUGUGUGUGCUUGUGAAGCUAGUUUAUGAUUUGGUAUUAAUGACUUUUUUAUGUCGUAUUAUUUUAAAGUAUGAUAGAGAUUUUUAAUUUAUGAUCAUUUGUACACAGUUCAGUUUCAGCUAGUCACUUUUAGAUUGUAAUUUGGCGGUGUAAGUAAGCCACAGUUGCCAAUAAGAUAUUUUUGUAUGUAAAAAUAGACUUAAUUGUGAUAGAAUUUUAUAUUUUAAUUACUUAGCGGAUCAAAAAAUUUUAACGACUUUUCAGUUAUUCAAAGAGUUACUUGUAAUAAAAAAUCUUUUCUGUU
Messenger RNA from Zophobas morio, 2584 nucleotides. RefSeq lists its product as uncharacterized. Gene Ontology annotation, biological process: transmembrane transport. NCBI's taxonomy places the organism in Eukaryota, Metazoa, Arthropoda, Insecta, Coleoptera, Tenebrionidae. The transcript has 12 exons. The record is from RefSeq and is a predicted model, not a curated record. Gene Ontology annotation, molecular function: ATP binding; ABC-type transporter activity; ATP hydrolysis activity. Gene Ontology annotation, cellular component: membrane. The coding region runs from base 237 to 2198 and encodes 653 amino acids.